This is a messenger RNA of Arachis ipaensis, 1922 nucleotides long. RefSeq names its product BTB/POZ domain-containing protein At1g63850. The record is from RefSeq and is a predicted model, not a curated record. Lineage: Eukaryota; Viridiplantae; Streptophyta; Magnoliopsida; Fabales; Fabaceae.
CAAAAAGACACCGUUCAUAUCCCCUGCGAUCGCGUUCUUUCUUCACCGUUCUCGAUCCAUUUCCAUUUUCUACUAAAAAAGAAAAAUUCAUUUCAUUUCAUUUCAAUCCAUUUUUCUUGUUCCGUCUCCGACAAAUGUUUCCCGGCGCCGGCGUUUCCAAGAAGAGGCAGCGCACCACCACCACCGCCGCCGCCGCUAGUCGCCAUUCCUCCACCAUAGCUAACUCUUCAUACUCCGAUAAAACCCUAACCGAAGUCUCUCAAGACCGCCUCCACCGUUCCCCGAGCACCACAAACGCCGCCGGGGACGCAGCCGCAGCUGAAAUCUUCUUCAACGACUCGUCCACUCCGCCGCUCGAAGUACUUCUCCGCACUCUUAUCCGACCGAUGGAUCUGCCACGUCCACCCUCCUCCGCCACCGGAACACUCCUCCGCCUCCACCACAACUACUUCCGACGAAGAAAACGAGCUCUUCCGUCUCAAUCUCGGAGUUCCUCCCACACCUGGCUCAAUCCGAUCGCAUCUCACGGUGCUUGAGCUUCUCUACACCAACGAUUUCGCUACCGCAAUCGACAGCGCCUCCACCGCGCUCGAUCUCCUCCCGGUGGCUCUAGAACUUCUCUUCGAGGAUUGUGUCAGGUCAUGCGUAGGGUUCCUUGAAGCAGUUCCAUGGACGGAAGAAGAAGAAAAGCGAGUCCUGAGCCUGAUCCCGUUCCUCAGCGAAGAAGAAUCGAAAGAGCUUCUCGCCAGGGUUUCACCGGUCGGAGAAGACUCUUGCGAGCUCAUGCUUGAAGGCCUGAUCUCCUCUGCGAUGAACAAUUACCAGAACACAGCGUUCGUGAAGGCGUUCGUGGCGAAGAUCCUAAGAGAUUUCUCGUCUAAGGAAUCGGCGAAGAGAGUUUUGGAGAAGGCGUUCAAAACGAGCUUGUUGACGGUGAAGGAAUCGUUGGAGGAUUAUUCGAGUCCCGUGUUCAGAGGGGACCAUAACGAAACUGAGGCUCUUCAGAGGUUGAAUCUGCAUAAGGCUUCGACCAAUGGGAAACAUUUGCUGUGGCUUGUGGAGAGGAUGAUUGAGCUGAAGGUGGCUGAUGCUGCUGUCAGGGAGUGGAGCGAGCAGGCCGCUUUCACCGCCGAUCUUCAGAGGGCGUUCCGCGAUGAUGCGUGGAGGAACAUUGUGCCUGGCCUCCCUGCUGUUGUCCUUAGGUGUACUUGCAAGCUCGCUAAUGCUGUUAGUGCUGGCACUAUUCUGGCAUCGAAGCAGGUUAGAAGGAAACUAGUAGAAGAUUGGCUUCCCGUUUUGGUGGUUUGCAAAGAUAACGUUUCACCAAUAUCACCCAGCAAUAAAUCGCUAUAUCUGGAGCUGGAAGAAACAUUUCUGCGGAUCAUAUCCACACUGCCUAUGUCUGACGCUCAGGAACUGUUGCAGCGGUGCCUAAGCUUUUCAACCCGAAACGUUGAAGAUUGUCCUCACUUGGUGACAGCAUUCAACACCUGGUUCAGGCGUGCCGCCCAACCUCUGAAACCAGAUAGCACUUUUGAUCAAUAAGGGACAUGUUUCCGUUGAUUGCACCUUCUUUUGGUUGCUUUCUUGUCAAUAUUUGUGUAUAUGUCCAUGUCCAUAACUAACUCAUGUUCAGGAAGUUGAACAUUAACAUUGUACAUAUGAAGUAAAUCCAGCUGAGUCCUUGCAGCGAGUCUGGAGGUGUUAGCCUAGUUCUUUGAUGCAAACGGUUUAGUAGGUUAUGGGUUAAACUGUGCAUAGGAAACUACAAGUCCAAAAUGAAAAUAGGACCCGUGAUUUGACCCAUUUCAAAUAAGUUGGUGUUUUCUAGCUUUGAAUAGAGAACAGUUUGAAGAUAAUCCGAUUCUACAUUUAAGUAUUUCAAAUUUGCAACCUUGAAAAGAAACUACUUUGUUGUUUGU